UCUUCUGCAGCGGGGGGACACAGGUGUAGGGCAUCGGCGUAAAACGAGGGAGGGCGCAGCAGAACCAAAGGAAGGGAACGAUUCUUCGUACGGAACGUGCGUACCCCCCUCCGGCAAGCAGGCAUCGGCCGGAGAGAGCUUUCGCGUGUGCCGCAGAGUGGUACGCCCGGCGUUAAUCUUUGCUCCCAUUCAUUCGCGCUCCGCGCGUGUCGUUCGCUCUUGUACGGCGCUGGUAACCAGCGGCCGUACUACACUAUGCGCCGUCAGUUUUUACUGACCAAACCCUGCGGACCGAGCUGACCCUCGACAGUCCCCUAUAUAUUUAGAAUAUCGCGUGGGUAAAGCACACGCUCUACUACUUCCGACUUCUGCUGUGACGGGAGCCCAAUCGAGCCCGACGACCAUGAAGGAGUCGGCUGUUGCCAACCACGACCGUCGCUGGCGGACUUCGAUGAGCCUCGUGCUACCUCAGGUGCGGUACGAACACCUCCUGGCCGGCAUUUCUGGCGGUGUCACUUCGACCCUGGUGCUGCAUCCGCUCGACCUGCUCAAGAUCCGCCUGGCAGUUAAUGACGGGCAGCUGAAGAGCCGGCCGCAGUAUGGGGGCAUCCUCAACGCCGUCUCAACAAUCAUUAGGGAAGAAGGAAUUCGAGGUCUCUACCGUGGUGUCGCACCAAACUGCUGGGGUGCUGGUACUUCAUGGGGCCUCUACUUUCUCUUCUACAAUUCCAUCAAGACCUGGAUGCUGGAUGGCUGCCCCGACAAGCAGCUUGGUCCUGGGAAGCACAUGAUGGCAGCCGCAGAGUCCGGGCUGCUUACUCUAGUCAUCACGAACCCCAUCACCAUGGUGAAGACGCGCAUGUGCCUCCAGUACGCCGACCACCACAUGGACUUGCCGGCCACCCGUCGCUACUCGGGCAUGCUGGACGCAUUUCAGAAGGUCUACAAGUAUGAAGGGGUCACCGGCCUCUACAGGGGCUUUGUUCCGGGCAUGUUCAACGUAUCCCAUGGAGCGCUGCAGUUCAUGGUGUACGAGGAGAUGAAGAAGGCUUACUGCAGUCGUUUCAAUGUGUCGCCACAGGCCAAACUGGGUACAUUUGAGUACCUGACGUUUGCUGCACUAUCCAAACUGCUCUCUGCGAGCAUCACUUACCCAUAUCAGCUGAUGAGGGCCCGCCUCCAGGAUCAGCACCAGAAUUACCAGGGCCUCAAGGAAGUCGUCGUGCGAACACUUCGGUACGAGGGCCUGCGAGGUUUCUACAAGGGUGUCACGGCCUACUUCCUCCACGUGACCCCAAACAUCUGCAUUGUGUUUCUCAUGUACGAGAAGCUGGCUCCCCUGCCCGAGCAGCGCUCCUAGUGUGCCCAGACCGAUGACAAACUGGCGGGAGAGGGCAUCGCCAUCUGCGGUUCGCUCGAGCCCGACAGGGUUGCCAACACCAUGGACGAGGCCCGCUGAAGGCGUGUGCGGGGCUGGCAUGGACAGCUCUACUCUGCUGCGUUCAUGCUCGCAUGGACUGUGUUAGGACAUGUAGCUCUUCGGUCCUGUCGGAUGCAGAUUUGCUGGUGUGGUUCAAGGGUUGUUCUUGUGCACAUGUGGUCGGACAUGCUGUAAUGGUUGGCUUUCAGUUCUUUUUUGAGCCGUUGGCAUUUCAGUGUGGGGAAUGUGCUUUUAGCAUUGCCUGCGAGCUAUGGCAGUUGUCCGUUUGACAUUGGUAAAGGUAGCAUACAUUCCUAUGUGAUUGCUGAUGGCGCAGAGGUUUUAUGCAGAAAAAGCAAUGUCUGUGCCGGAUCUUCGUUUGAUUUUGCGGAUGCUAGGGUCCAAACAGAAAAGGAGGCAAAUGCCUUGAUGGCGAGUACUAAACAUUGCAUCCGACAGGACCGAAGAGCCCUUAUUGAGGCUGGUGGCAAGUUUGCAUUGGCCAGUAUUUAUUCAAUUUCUCUCAUCGCCUUUGGCAAAGCUGCCUGUGUCUUCUCGACGCAUCUCCUUUUUGUUACUGUUGACUGCUUCUCAUCUGGAGCUUUGUUACAGGCCUAUGCUGUUGUGCGCGCUUAAAUAUUGAACAGUUUCUUGUUCCAUUCAUUCUCUUUUGAUGUGGUUCGUUUGCUAACGACACUAGCUGUUAAAAACUAAAUUCUUGUUUUCAUCUCCCUCCACUUUCAUCUGCCACUCUGUGCCCCUCCUCUAGACCAUCUUUCCUUUCAUGCCUGCAUCACUGAAGCAUAAUUGUAAAAGCUGGAUUCAGAUGACGGGACAAGGUCUACCCGUGCACCGUGUUAUGACAUGGUUAUUCAUCUGCGUCACAUCUUGACAUGCCUUAAUUCGUCACGCACGGGCAAUAUGCCUUUGUAAAUGCAAUAGCAUGCAGUGCAUUAUCAGAACAAAUGCCUGAGCACAGAAAGACUGCAUAAGUGUUCAAUCCGCACUAACAGCUCCAGUUGCCAGACAUAGUUUCGAAGUGUAUCAAGCCUGCGUAGGGCUGUGCCGCCGACGAAAGUAGGCAUGGCUUAUGUCAUGCUUUACAGUGGCAUGAAGCCUUCGGCGGUCGUUGCCCAUGGAACUUCUCGCCCUGGAAAGCCCUAGACAGUAAGGACUGGAGUCUGCCUCCCUCUGUGGUACUUCCGCGUAGUGGGGAUGCCACUCGAGGCCAGCUGAACACCAAGAAGCGAAUAGAGGUCAUGUGUCCAGUGACUUCGUUUCUUUUGACGGAAGCCGUACAGGUCAUGAUGCCCGUCAUUUCGUAAAUCUAAAUCCUUCCCGUCAUUUAAAUCCAGCUUAAUCAUUCCCAUCUCUAAAGGCAUUCUUCAUACGCUUCCUUUCUUGAUCUCACAUACAGCACUGCAGUAGAUGGAACAAAAGGCAUGGAGGCAAUCUCUUGUCAUUAUGUGCCACUGAACAGUUUGUAUGCUGUAGCCUUUAUGAUAGCCUUUCGCUGCACUGUUUGUGCUAACCAUGACGAGUCUUGGCAACCUGUACCUGAGGCUGGGUUUGCUGUGGAAAAGAAUGGGCUCUAGCUGGUAUGUGCAUGUAUUAAUGUUAGCACUUUAAUGACAUGCCGGGGUUAUAAAUAACAAGUAGCAGCACAGGGUGUAAUAUCUCGUGACAGCUUUUUGUGAACCAGGGUUGUCCUGUGGCAUUUUAUUGCGCAACACUUAUUUGGUACGAAUGUCUGAUUGUGUGACACUUAUUGGCACAACAGUGUCUUGAUACUGGGAAGAUUCCCAUUGCUGCAAAAUCCUUCACAAAGGCAAAAAGCUGUUGUAAAAGAAAGCCUACAUGAGGCGAGACGUACAUGACACAAUUGCUGGACUAAAAACUGAAUGAAAGUUGUUGAUGACGUGAACUUGCCCAAGCGUACCGCCAUGCACAUCUGCAAGCAUAGAGGCAACUCCAUGAUUACUUUGUGCUAUGCGCUUCAAUCUCCAAAAACUCCAUCUGUUAGUCCAGCAAUUGUUGUCUACUUUUUUUCUCUUGCAUAAACUAUCUUUUUUCACUAGUUUUUUUUUUUUCUUGGUUCAUUGUUUAUCAACUUGCUUGGCCUUGUUGAAGUCUACGCAGCUGUGGGAUUUGACGAAAGGCCCAUGCCAUUUGAUUGAAAAUGAUGCCGCAAGAUGCUGCAUAUUAGUGCUGCUGUUAUCAGAUACAUCCUGGUAUUCUGCUGCUAAAAUGUUAACUGAAACAUGUAUGUACCAGCUAGAACUCUCUCUAUAUAUAUUACCAUGUUCCUAGGUUGUUGCGAUGACAUCGCCUUGUUAUUUAUUGUUCGCCACUUCUCACAGUCAUCGUCCAUAACCACCAUGUUUUUGUUUUUCUCCUCCACAUGUCGCACGGCGGUGUGUUUUUUGCGUGCACAUCAUCUGAGCCUCGGGUUGACACGCACGCUGUACGAGAGUUGAUGUGGGUGCCUCGGGAGAUGUCUCUGAACUGAGUGUAUAGACAGUUUCUGGAAAGCUGAAGUGCGUUGCUCGCAUUUUUUUUUUAACAAGACUGUGAUAAACUCUUUUCCGGAAUGGUUCACGGGUCUGUUCUGGAAAUGACGAAACCAAAGUUCUGCUAAGAGAAAAAAAAAAGAAGACUGAAGAUUUUAACCUGUUUGUGUGUGGGUGUGUGUGUCAGGCCAACUUCCGAGGCUCUGAAGCUGUGGUUGUCUCGCGCACGAUUCACCUUUGCAGCUCUUGUGGUCGUUUCGAAAAGGGACGAGAAGCGAGGGCAUAGUGAGUCACGGCUGGUCCUCGCAAUCCACUGCUGCUACGCGAGUUGUGAUGUCUGCACAGGGCCGCAGGCAGCAUCGUUAGUGUCAAAGGCUGUGCAACUUAGUGAAGCAUCCUCAUGGAGCAAUGUGUACUACAUGACAAACGCCAGAUUACGAUUGUGUAUUUUUGUUUGUCAUUGCUCUCAUGUCAUGUAACUACAUCCAUUAUGUAUAAAAGAACUAUGGUUAUCGAGCAAAA
Messenger RNA from Dermacentor andersoni, 4452 nucleotides. Its product is annotated as solute carrier family 25 member 32. Gene Ontology annotation, biological process: nucleotide transport; transmembrane transport. The record is from RefSeq and is a predicted model, not a curated record. NCBI's taxonomy places the organism in Eukaryota, Metazoa, Arthropoda, Arachnida, Ixodida, Ixodidae.